AUGUCACAAAAGCCAAAUGUACAAAUUGCUAAAUCUUCCCCCGAAAAAUCUUCCGUUCCAAGAGUUAAUAUGGUUAAAUCCCUAGCCAGGCCUCCACUAAUGGUGCAAGACAACGAUGAUGAAUUAUUAGAUUUGGUAGCGCGUACUGGUGGUGAUCUAGGUCAAAAAAGAGAAAUGACUGGGUCAACGGCAAGAAAACCCGUUGCCGAUAGUUACACAAAAGAAGAACUAAAAGUUCUAAAUCAAGAUGAUGAUCAACAGAGGCAUUUUAAGCUAAAAAGGAUAGAUGAUUCACCAUCGAGAUAUGGCAGCACUAAUAAUAAAUUAGAUACGUCAUUGGCAGCAUCAAAAUCCGUUACUUCCCCAGAAAAAACUAGUAGGAUACAUGGCCGCAGCAGGGUACAAUUUGCUGAUGAAAACAUUAGUGCAGUUAUAUCCCCAAAUAGAGGUCGUCAUUUCGAUUCGGAAAUUAACAAAACUGAUGACCCUAAUUUAAAAUUUCAAGAUCAAAGGCAAGCCUAUACGAAAUAUAUUUCAAAAGCUAAUUUUACUCCCGCUCCGCCAGAGGUGCAAGAUAAAGAUGCUGAGAAAACGAAUUCGCGAAUAACAAGCAAAGAUCGAAUUCGCUAUGACGAUACGUUGACGACAGUGACUUCUCCUAGUGUAGGCGGUGACACUACUCAAGUAUCACAACCCGAUAAAUCAACCCUCGAGAAUUAUGUAGCAUUACCGAAAGUGGCUGUUGAAGAAAUGCUUAAUCUCGUAGACAGAUAUUGGAAUGGUUCAAAAUCGCUCCAUCGCAAUAACAAAUUUCAAGGCCAUCUUGAAGCCAUGCUUUCAAAGUAUAUUAAAACUCCAGCAGCAGUAUUAGAGGAAAAUGAGCAAUUAAAAGCCAAACUUCACGAUUGUAUUGAUGAGUUAUCAUCAAUAAGAACUAAUUACCAAGACAAAGCUAACGAAAUUGAAUCCUACAGAAAUCGCUUGCAACAACAAGAUGAAAUUAAGCUAGUGCUCGAGAAGGCUAACAAGGAUCUAGAUCUUCUACGGUCUCGGUAUGAAAAAAUAAAAGAAGAGAACGCUUCAUUGAAAAGUCAAGUUGGUUCUGUUGAAUCUAUACAACAACUAGAGAUGAAAUAUCAAUCACGUUUAGAUGAAUUCGUGAAAGAGAAUCGUACUCUUAAACAAGAAUUAGAAUCAUUAAAAAGUGAAUCCUCGCAGGUUCAUGCCGUUAAUACCAAGAUUCAAGCACUAACUGGCAUGUUACAGGAAAGUCAUGGAGCAUUAGUCGCAACAAAUCGCCAUCUGUUGGAGCAGUUAGAAGAGACAAAAGAGAGACAUCAAACUGAAGUUGAACAGCUCCAUUGGAGUUAUAAUCAAUUAAAGAAGACAUUGUCAUUAUCUGACUUGAGUUCAUAA
Molecule: messenger RNA, 1416 nt
Organism: Trichoplax adhaerens
Lineage: Eukaryota; Metazoa; Placozoa; Uniplacotomia; Trichoplacea; Trichoplacidae
Exons: 11
Coding region: 1-1416 (471 amino acids)
Source: RefSeq, a predicted model, not a curated record